CUCCUCCAAGGCUCAGAGCUGCCGGUCGCAGGAAGAGAGGCUUCCACAGCUUGUCCGUCGUGAGUCGUCUCAUUUGCGCUCCCCAAUGCCUUCCUCCGGGAAGCUGGUGGCGGCUGUUCUGGCGCUCGGCCUCUUGCUAGUGCCGCCGGGUCACGCCUGGUACAAGCAAUCAGCCGGACCCAGCUACUACUCCGUGGGCCGGGCGUCGGGACUGCUGUCCGGCAUACGCCGCUCUCCGUAUGCCAGGCGCUCUGACCCGGUGCCGGACAGCGGAGACACUGGAAGCAGCGCCUUUCCCGAGCCUCGAACCAGCCUCCGGAGCCUCGUGGUGUGCGUGAAGGACAUCGCCCCGAAUCUGCAGAGCUGCGAACUGCUUCCAGAUGGGCUCGGGACUUUCCAGUGCAAGGCAGAUGUUUUCCUGUCUGUGGACUCGGCUGAUUGUCUCAGUACCUGACUGCUCCUGUCCCCAGGAGUCCCUGGGAUGGAAAUGGAGAGCCGAAACCUCGACGUCCCAACCCACCUCCUACCCCUUCU
Molecule: messenger RNA, 534 nt
Organism: Trichosurus vulpecula (common brushtail)
Lineage: Eukaryota; Metazoa; Chordata; Mammalia; Diprotodontia; Phalangeridae
Gene: NPB
Product: neuropeptide B
Exons: 2
Coding region: 86-454 (122 amino acids)
Biological process (GO): G protein-coupled receptor signaling pathway; feeding behavior
Molecular function (GO): G protein-coupled receptor binding
Source: RefSeq, a predicted model, not a curated record